This is a messenger RNA of Olea europaea var. sylvestris, 1710 nucleotides long. Its product is annotated as protein SSUH2 homolog. The record is from RefSeq and is a predicted model, not a curated record. Lineage: Eukaryota; Viridiplantae; Streptophyta; Magnoliopsida; Lamiales; Oleaceae. The transcript is spliced from 8 exons. Bases 27 to 1406 code for a protein of 459 amino acids.
UAUAUAUAAUAAGCCCAAGAGCAGCCAUGAUCAAGAAACUGAUUGCGUGUAGACCCCAGUUGCCAGUUGAAAUCGAACACGAAGACAUCGUAUUUCCUUCUCGAUUAAGAGAAGAAAAGGCAAAAAUGGAGACUCCUUUGCUGUCAUCAGAGAAAAGUGACAUAGGAAGUGAAAGACGGAGUACAUACGAACACGUGGGCCGUGCAGGGUCGGCAAUUCCAACGGCUUUCACGGCUGGAACCGAAGUGAGCGUCGAAGAAAUUAGAUCCGCCUCUACUUUUUCUGACCCGUACCCGCCUUCUUUGCACGCCCCUUUGGUCGGGUCCUCAGAACCACACCACCUCUAUCCUAACGCACAAGUGACUGGUUAUCCUCAGGGCGGAUAUCAUGGACAUUUAGGAACUACUGCUGAAGUAGGCAGGCAAGUAUUGGAUGAAGUAGAAAUACGAGAACUACUAAUAGAUCAUGUUGGUCAUCGUUGUUGUUGGGGAAGUCGUCCUGCUCGGACUUGGAAUAUACAUGCUGUUGAAGAUUGCAAUGUUUAUACGGGAACUCUGGAGACUUUUAUUGAAGAAAGGGAAACAAUAACAGAAAAGGAAGUAUACACUGGUGGAAACAUUGAUGGAAAGAAUGAGGGGGCUGAACUUGGAAUAUGGGAAUUGGAUUUAAGGUCUGAGUUUCCCGUACUUUUUAUACCUCAUAAAGAGUCACGAACCAAAGUUCCUCAUUCAGAAGCCAUUGAGAAAUGCUCAGGUUGUGCAGGACGUGGAAAUUUUGUGUGUCCCACUUGCAAUAAAGAUCAAGAGCCUGGUUUCUUUAAGGAGAAUCAGAUGUUUCCAUGUCCUACUUGUCAUGGGAGAGGGUUGAUUGCUCAUAGAGAUGGAUCAGAUACAAUAUGUCUUAUAUGUAAAGGUAAGGGAACAAUUCCUUGUGCAACCUGUGGAUCGCGCGGAGUAAUAAAAUGUGAGACAUGUCAAGGUGGUGGCUCUCUUCUAACUCGCCAAGUGGCUAUCAUUAGAUGGAAGACUCUUUCAGCUAGAAAAGUAAGUGCAACGAGUGGAGCAGCUUCAGUUCCAGAUGACGUAUUCCACCGAGCAAAAGGAGUUCAGUUGUGCAAUAAUCAGGCCUACCAGUGUACUCCUGCAUUUUUUGCCGAUUCAUACUUCCUCAACAAGUUUUCUUCCGAAGUAAUCGCAGAGAGGGCACCUGUAACUCCAACUGCAAGGGUCAUAUGUGAGAGGCAUACAAUCUCUGUUGUCCCAGUGACUCGUGUAACCAUGACUCAUCGCAAUCGCUCCUUCAGUUUCUAUCUUAUCGGAACUGGACGAGAGGUGUAUUUAAAAGAGUCCUAUCCUUCGAGAUUUUGCUGGGGGCUUUGCCCUUGCUUGGAAUGGUUGAAGUUAUAGUGUAUCCUUGUGAAAUCAAGUCAUGUUGCUGCUAUUCACCUCCUCUUUCGAGAAGGAAUGCAAGGGAUGAUAUGGAAUCAAUUUUCAUCUAAAAUUGCAGCACAGUAAAUUUAUAAUGUUUGUGUGAGAUGUAACUAUACAAUUUAUUUUAUUUCAGUGCACUUGUGUUGCAUGUAAUUUCUGAAGGAUUGUGUUACAUUUGCUUGUAGGCUUCCUACCACUGUGUUAUUCUCCUACGUAUGCCAAUAAUGGUUUUUUUCCCUUGAGCUAAAGAAGCAAAUAUAAAGUAAGGAUUGCGUUUUUU